CAGUCACCGGGACGCUUCAGGGAGGCCCCGCCCCUUCCGCUCCACUUCCGGGUGGAACGGGAUGAGGCCGCGGCGGUUGGCUUGGCUGCCUGUUGCUGUGGUAACGGGGCCUAGUGGCGGCGCCAUGGACAGUCGCGGUGCGCAGAUCUAAAGAUUCGGACUUGAAGAUGGAAAUGUAUGACAACCUUGGAAAAGUGGGAGAAGGGAGUUAUGGAAUGGUGAUAAAGUGCAAGCACAAGGAAACAGGACAGAUCGUAGCAAUUAAAAUAUUCUAUGAGAAACCAGAAAAAUCUGUCAACAAAAUUGCUAUGAGAGAAAUAAAGUUUCUAAAGCAAUUUCAUCAUGAAAACCUGGUCAACCUCAUUGAAGUAUUUAGACAGAAAAAAAAAAUUCAUUUGGUGUUUGAAUUUAUUGAUCAUACAGUUUUAGAUGAGCUGCAGCAUUACUGCCAUGGAUUGGAUAAUAAAAGACUUAAAAGAUACCUCUUUCAGAUCUUUCGAGCAGUCAAGUAUCUCCACAGCAACAAUAUCAUACACCGCGAUAUCAAACCUGAGAAUGUUUUAGUGUCACAGAAUGGAAUCAUUAAACUUUGUGAUUUUGGCUUUGCUCGGACAUUGGCUGCUCCUGGUGACAUUUAUACUGAUUAUGUGGCUACAAGAUGGUACAGGGCUCCAGAACUGGUAUUAAAAGACACUGUGUAUGGAAAACCUGUGGACAUCUGGGCUUUAGGUUGUAUGAUCAUUGAAAUGGCCACUGGGAAUCCCUAUCUGCCUAGCAGUUCUGACUUAGACCUACUUCAUAAAAUUGUGACUAAAGUAGGCAAUUUGACACCUCAUCUUCAGAGUGUUUUUAUAAAGAACCCAGUUUUUUCAGGGGUGGUCCUCCCUGAAGUCCAGCACCCAAAAAAUGCAAGGAAAAAGUACCCCAAACUUGGUGCAUUACUGGCAGAUAUGGUUCAUACAAGUUUCCUUCAGCAAAUCCCAGCUAUCUCGGUCCAUUUGGGACUGGUGAGGAAAUCCAUUCUGUUACUUGGAGAGCUCUUCACACAGGCUUGCUUACAAAUAGAUCCUGCUGAUAGGAUCUCAUCAACAGAUCUGCUGCAGCAUGACUAUUUUACUAGAGAUGGAUUUAUUGAAAAAUUUUUACCAGAACUGAAAGCCAAAUUAUUACAAGAAGUCAAAUUAAAUUCUCCUUCAAAACUCAGAGAGAAUAAUAAAGAGACUGAACUGAUAAAAGAUGAAAAGAGAACAGUUCAUGUUAAUUUCAUUGAGAAUGGUCCAGUGGUUGUGAAGGAUGUUGAAAAGGACAAAAAACCCAAGGGUGUAAAGGUAAAGGGUGCUAAGGUGAAAGGAAGGAAACAGGAGAUUCCAGAGAUGAAAAAGACUGAUCAAGAAGAUGCAGUCUCUCAGUGGACCAGUUCCUCACAGAUUCCUCUAAGUUUCCCUCAAGACAGUAAGCCUAUGAUUGCUGAUGCAACAGCUAGCAAUGAUCCCGGCAUGUUGAAGGAAGAUCCUUCACCUGUGGUGCUUUGUACAACAAUGCCUCCCAUCAAUCCAGUAUGUGGGAACCUUAUUGCGGCAAACUUCAAUUCAUACUUCCCCCAUUCCAAUACAAGGACAUUCAGCACUGGACUGACAAAUUAUUUUGUAUAUAAAACUACUGAUUUGAAUAGGCUUCCUGAAAAAGCAAAGAAAAGGAGGAGCCCUUGGCAACCAAUGGGACAGAGUGGUCCAAAAACCAGGCAGGAUGAUGGACCUGUGACUCAAACUCCAAUAGAAAAAGUCACGCUGUAUGAUCCAGCUUCUCAGACUGAUACAAUAGUCAACACACACCGAAAGAAACGUAAUAUUUCUAAAUCUGAGAAAAGAGACAUUCACUUCCCAGAGCUGCCAAUAACACCGCAACAAAAGGAUCUCAAAGGCAUGGAAGGUCACUGGAGCCACUAGGAAAGCUGUUGGAUCAUCACUACCUGGCUGAAUACAGGGUUACCUUUUAUUCCUUGCUUCUGUCUUUCUCCCAAACUGUUAAGACUACAAUAAACAGGAGGACAUCAGACUUCCUCAUACUGUUCAUGCAAAUCAGUAGCUUCAACAUCUAAAAUCUGUAAAUACUGAACCAGCAAAUGGUUUCUGGGAUGCCCUUCCUCCAGUAUGUGUUGGGAGAUGAAACCACUUUAUAAGGUCCCUAAUUUUCCUUUUGUCUUUAUACCGCAUAGGAGACAAGUAAAAAAGAAAACUUGGCAAUAAAAUAUUUAGUGAAAAGAAACCAAACAAGGAAAGUAGAGUCAACUUUGGUUAUGUAUGGGAUGUUUAUUAAAAGUGUCUAUUUGAUGAUAUGGCUAUUUAAUAUAAUGAUUGCUGAACAUUGACAAGCAGCAAUAUUUUUAAAAAGUAGAUUUGGAGGAAACAGUUAA
Alligator sinensis (Chinese alligator) is the source of this 2413-nucleotide messenger RNA. It is a transcript of the gene CDKL3, whose product is annotated as cyclin dependent kinase like 3. Gene Ontology annotation, molecular function: ATP binding; cyclin-dependent protein serine/threonine kinase activity. Bases 168 to 1946 code for a protein of 592 amino acids. Gene Ontology annotation, biological process: positive regulation of dendrite morphogenesis; negative regulation of axon extension; protein phosphorylation. Gene Ontology annotation, cellular component: nucleus. The transcript has 13 exons. The record is from RefSeq and is a predicted model, not a curated record. Lineage: Eukaryota; Metazoa; Chordata; Crocodylia; Alligatoridae.